Molecule: messenger RNA, 5170 nt
Organism: Apus apus (common swift)
Lineage: Eukaryota; Metazoa; Chordata; Aves; Apodiformes; Apodidae
Product: mesoderm induction early response protein 3-like
Exons: 13
Coding region: 201-1856 (551 amino acids)
Biological process (GO): negative regulation of transcription by RNA polymerase II
Cellular component (GO): nucleoplasm
Molecular function (GO): histone deacetylase binding; transcription corepressor activity
Source: RefSeq, a predicted model, not a curated record
CAACCGGGUCAGGAGGCCGCGGUGCCACUGGAGGCGGGCUCCCGAUACUGCCUCCUCCCCCGCCUCAGCUUGGUCUCGUCGGCUCCUCCGCUUCCUUCCCUCCUUGGCCGUCUCUGGCUGGAGCUCGGCGGUUGCUAUUGGCUUAGUGGCCCCAUCCGGGCACUCGGCGCAGCGCUGUUGCUCAGCCCGAUCGUCCCAAUAUGGCGGAGGCUUCCUUUGGGAGUUCGAGCCCAGUUGGCUCUUUGUCAUCUGAGGAUCAUGACUUUGACCCUUCUGCUGAAAUGCUGGUACAUGAUUAUGAUGAUGAGCGAACUCUUGAAGAGGAGGAAAUCAUAGAAGAAAACAAAAAUUUCAGCUCUGAAAUCGAAGAUUUAGAAAAGGAAGGAAGCAUGCCAUUGGAAGAUUUACUGGCAUUCUAUGGUUAUGAGCCUGCAAUUCCAGUUAUGGCCGGUUCCAGUGCAGAUAGCUCUCCAAGUGAACUUGCAGACGAACUUCCAGAUAUGACUCUAGAUAAAGAGGAAAUAGCUAAAGACCUCUUGUCGGGUGAUGAUGAAGAAACACAAUCCUCUGCUGAUGACUUGACACCAUCAGUUACUUCACAUGAGGCUACUGACUUCUUUCCUCGGCCAUUAAGAUCAAACACUACAUGUGAUGGAGAUAAGGAAUCAGAUGAUGAAGACAUAGAGGCAGACCAUGGUAAUUCAUCUGAAGAUUUGAAAAAGGAAAUAAUGGUUGGUUUACAGUAUCAAGCUGAAAUUCCACCUUACCUUGGCAAAUACAGUGAUAAUGAAAAGGCCUAUGAAAAUGAAGACCAUUUACUUUGGAAACCUGAUGUGAUCUCAGAAAACAAAAUUAAAGAAUACCUUUUUGAAACCUCCUUAAGAACAGGAAAUGAAAACAUGAUUGACAGAAUUCCCGAAGGACUACAUAUACGGGACAAUGAACAAGCACUAUAUGAACUUCUCAAAAGUAGCCAUAAUGUUAAAGAAGCAAUUGAGAGAUACUGUUCAAAUGGAAAAGCAUCUCAGGAAGAGAUGACAGCAUGGACAGAAGAAGAAUGCAGAAGCUUUGAACAUGCGCUUCUGAUUUACGGAAAAGAUUUUCAUCUCAUACAGAAAAACAAGGUAAGAACCAGAACAGUUGCUGAGUGUGUGGCUUUCUAUUACAUGUGGAAAAAGUCAGAACGUUAUGAUUACUUUGCUCAGCAAACAAGAUUUGGAAAGAAGAGAUACAACCAUCAUCCAGGAGUUACGGACUACAUGGAUCGUUUGGUAGAUGAAGCAGAAGCCCUUGGUGGAGCAGUACAUUCUUCAGCUGUAACAUCUAAUACUCGAACAGAAACCAUUCCUGAUCAACAGCUAAGUAUUCUGAACUCUAUCACUGCCAAUGAGUUGACAGCAUUGACAAACAGUGUAGCUACAGUCUGCCACACUUCAGAUGUGAACUGUCUGGAUGACACCUUACCUCCUAUGGACAGCUUACCCCGAGCACCAGUUAAUCAUGUGCCUAUUGGAACAGAAGAAUUGCUUAGCUUGCCUAGCAACGGUGAAAGUGACUGUUUCAAUUUAUUUGAGACUGGCUUUUAUCAUUCAGAGCUAAACCAAAUGAACAUGUGCAGUGAGGAGACAGAAAGACCUGUGAAGAGAUUGAAAAUGGGAAUUGCUGUCCCAGAAUCUUUAAUUAAUGAUGUGUCUGUAAAUAACCUUGGUGUGGACUUUGAGAACCACACGCACCAUAUUACCAGUGCUAAAAUGGCUGUUUCAGUGGCUGACUUCAGCAGUCUAUCUGCAAAUGAGACAAAUGGUUUUAUCAGCACUCAUGCUCUUCACCAACAUGCUGCUCUUCACUCAGAAUGACUGUGGAAAACUAAACAGUGAGUACUUUAUGCAGUAGUAGUAAACUUGAUGGGAGCUAUCAGGUUUGUUUUAGUCUUUCACUGGAAGUUUGACCUUUAUGACAUCAGUGAUGUCUUUUUAUGUAUAGAACUAUAUCUUGAUUUAUCAAGAAUAAUUUCUUUUUUCAGUCCAUAAAUGUGGAAACGUUCAACGGAUUUUAGAACUAAGAGAACUGUGGUGCAGCUUUAAGCUCUGCUUCAAUUUUUUAAAAAGCCUGUAGACAGAGGUCACAAUUUCAAUACCAGCACAGAAGUUCUGAACUGAUUGGAGUGGCUUUUUAGUCUAAGUUACUUUUGCCAUAAUGGAUGCAGUGUAAUAACAAUGUUUACAGGUACUGAUCCUGAUCCUUGCUCAAUGUAGCAUUUUAUUUUUUUCUUGUACAGGCAGGGAUGGGUUUCUUUCUUUAAGUUAAACUGCACAAACAUACUAGCAUAUUUUUUAAAUUGAACCAUCCCUCAUGUGAUACUAAACUAGAGCACUUCAGUUUAAAAAACAGCAAAUUCGUCUUGGUGGAAGCUAGCACAAGGGACUUAACAUGAGUAAAGUAUGAAAACCUGGAUGCUGUUGCAAAAUUAUAGGCCAUGGCUACCUUACACAGAAGUAAUUAUGCUGCCAGAGUUAUGUGUACUUUAAACUUAAUGGCUUAAAACUGGCUUAAACAGAUGCAUUUUAGGUAUUUGGAUGGGUUUGGUUCACAACUUUGAAGAUGAAUGCACCUGUAUAACUUAAUUUUCCUAAGAUAGCUGAUGUAUAAAGCUACAGUCUGCACACCUUAGGAUUUAAGACUAAACAGUCUACAUUUUGGAAGACAUCUUAAAUAGUUUGGAACACUGCAGUUCAAAGUGUUAAAGUUUUGAGGGACUAUCUUGUUUAUAUAGAAGUAGUAGAACCUUGAAGUACAUGUUUGAAAGUUUUUCUUCAGUGUGGAUUGCAGUUUUCUGUUUUGGCAAGUCAUUGGCUCAAAAAUGACACUUCACUACAUUGGUCAAACAGGAAAGGGUGAGUUAGUGUUUCCCAUAAAAGCAACUAUUUGACCACAUUUUUUUUUAAUUUUGUACGUUGAGUGCAAUUUAGCCAUCCACAAAGUUUGUCUUGCAAAUGCUUUUUCUAUUUCUUCUAAGAGAACAUUACUUUGGUAGGAUUACCCUUUUCCCUCCAUACUUUUUCUUUGCACUGUUUGUAUUACCAAUUUAAUUGCCACUAACUUGUUUUCAUUAUUGAAGUGAUUAAGCUUGUGUUGCUGAUAUUUGUAAUAGUAGCUUCAAGGUUAUGCUGAGUAAUUAGAAAGUAGUGACUUUAAUUUUAGAAAGGGAAGAGGGUAUUUAUUAUGCAUACUGUGAACUGCAUUGACAUCCUGAAUUUUGGAUGCAGUGUAUGGAGUUUUCUUUACAUUUACUGUAAUGAAGGUCGCUUUGAAGCAUUUAUGCAAUGGCAUAUUUACCAUAUUAAAACAAAUUAGUUUAGCACAGGGGACAAAAGUAAAGAUAAUUUUGUAAUCAGUUCUUAACUUAUACAUUUGAAAUGUAAUUCUAGUAAGUACACAGUAAAUAAUGGGUAGCCUUGGCCCUGUGUUGUACUCUGACAUUUUUAGCCAAGUUGUCAGCUUCUUGUUGCUGAGUUUUGUGCUGAACUGUGUACCUUGUUUCUUUUGUUUAUGAAUCAACACAUUUUAUGUAAUUUUGUAAAAUACUGGCCAUAAUCUUUCAUUGCUAUACAUUCAAGUUUAUGGGUUUACAGUGAGUGGUUGGUCUGUAUAAAUAUCAUUAUACAAAGAUGACUGAAUGCUUAUACCAGUUGCACUUAAAUGAACAUGCCCAUUCUCAUUAGCUGAUGCAGUAAUAUAUUCAAUUUAUCUAUGCAUUGCUGGGCUCUUAAUGUAGACAGACUUGUCUAAGGUUUGGGUUGUCAGCAAGUUGAAUGGACACUUUAUUAAAUAACUAAAGAUUUUUGACCAAAAUUCAUAAAAUUAUGAGAGAAAAAUUAAUGCCAGCUAGUCUAAUAGAUUUUUAAAUACUGAUCUUAUUUAACCUGUUGGCUAGCUAGCUGGUAUAAUUUACUUUUAAUUCCUUAUUAAAAUGAGGCAAUAAUUUGCAAGAUUUUGUAAAUAUGUACAUUCUUAUCUUUUUAGAUAUCUAUUUCAAUAUUUUCUGACUACUGUGUAUAGUAACAUUUUUGUGCAUGCCUGAUGUGACAUUCAUAAAUUUGUACCACUAUGACUUUAUCCAUGUAAAAUAGCUAUUUAUUGAAUUGUUCUUUUAGAAGCUGGACUUAAUUAUUUUCCUCUCAGUUUAAACAUUUUAAAUGGAGAACUUGUUACUGUUUAUUAAAAUAAUUGCAUUUUGAAAGUCAGCAUGAAGAUAACUGAAUUGCAACCAUAUGAAGAAAUUAUGUUGCCUUGGUUGGUGAAGCACAAUGCUUAUAACAAACUGUGAUGAAUUCUUUGUCCUCUGCCACAAUUUUUCUUCAUACAAACAAACCAAAAAUCCAUAAUGGGCAAUUGCAGUGUUGAUAAUGUAUCCUUUUUAUGUACAGGGAAUCUGAAGAGAAUAGCUGAUUCAUUUAGAAGUGUAACUUGGUGCUGUGAUUAUAGCAAUACCUUUACUUUGGUUACUCGUGUCAUUCUUGUGCUAAGUUUUAAAAUGUUUAAUUUUCUUCUUGUCAUGGUCAAACUGCUGAAUUUACUUGAAGGAUACUGAUUUGUGUUCUAUUAGGUAAAUUAAUUGUGCAUUUGUUUCCUGUUUUUAAUUUUUUAAACUGAGGGUCAAAAAUGUAUGAGAACUUCAGAUUAAAUAGAACAUACUGAUAUUGCUUAAUUUAACCAAAGUCUUUAGGUGAAUAUUUCAAAUUUGAAUGUAAACUAAUGGAUAAACUGAUCAACAGGGACACUAUUUGCCCAGCACUACAAGCGCAUUGUCUACAGAUAAGGAAACUAAAUACAGUAAGUUAUAAAAUAAUUACAGGGUUACUAUUUUUUUAUUCCUGUUUUUCAUUGGAAGAAGGAAAAUAAUAUUAAUUGUAAGAUACAGUAGGUAUGGUUAUAGUCCCCUUGAUAAAACAGAUUCCAGUUAUUCUCAGUUCAAAGAACCCUGUGCAUGACAACAAAUUUAGUGACAAUCGGAACAUGUUUUUAAUAAUAGAUGUUCAAGAGGAAAUUGCUAUUAUUGCAUUGGUUUUAAUAUGUACAAAACAUAAACAUUUCUUUCAGCAUUAUUUUGUAUUUGUUGUACUUUAAUACCUGGUGUAUAAUUCCAGAAAUAAAUGUCUGGAAACCUUUC